Messenger RNA from Closterium sp. Yama58-4, 558 nucleotides. The record is from the annotation of a GenBank genome assembly. NCBI's taxonomy places the organism in Eukaryota, Viridiplantae, Streptophyta, Zygnematophyceae, Desmidiales, Closteriaceae.
AUGCUCACACCCGCGCCUCAUGCUGCCGCGCCUCAUGCUGCCAUGCCUCAUGCUGCCGCGCCUCAUGCUGCCGCGCCUCAUGCUGCCGCGCCUCAUGCUGCCGCACCUCAUGCUGCCGCGCCUCAUGCUGCCACGCCUCAUGCUGCCGCGCCUCAUGCUGCCGCGCCUCAUGCUGCCGCACCUCAUGCUGCCGCGCCUCAUGCUGCCGCGCCUCAUGCUGCCGCACCUCAUGCUGCCGCACCUCAUGCUGCCGCGCCUCAUGCUGCCACGCCUCAUGAUGUCACGCCUUAUGCUGCUUGCAUUCAGGCCAUCCAUAUGCUUCUAGGGGACGGCAUACAGGGAGCAUGCUCGCAUCCACAGGCCUUUGUGCCAUCCUCAGCGGGCCCUGGGGACUGCAUAGGCUCCAACUUUGCUCUCACAGAGGCCAAGGUUGUCCUUGCGCAUUUGCUCGGCCUCCUCAAGUGGGACCUCUCGCCCACAUAUGUACACAUGCCUAGUGUGGGAAUCACACUUACCCCUAAAUAUGGGAUGCCUUUACGUAUGAGGUUGGUGGAGUAG